Messenger RNA from Moesziomyces antarcticus, 1224 nucleotides. RefSeq names its product 2-polyprenyl-6-methoxyphenol hydroxylase-like oxidoreductase. Gene Ontology annotation, molecular function: FAD binding; monooxygenase activity. The transcript has a single exon. The record is from RefSeq and is a predicted model, not a curated record. Bases 1 to 1224 code for a protein of 407 amino acids. Lineage: Eukaryota; Fungi; Basidiomycota; Ustilaginomycetes; Ustilaginales; Ustilaginaceae.
AUGUCGACCAGCUGGCGCCCAGGAAAGCGCGUUGUGAUCGCAGGCGGCGGUCCCGGUGCGAUCUCGACUGCUUUGGCACUCAUCAGUCACGGCUUUGACGUGCGCGUGUACGAGCGGCAGCAAGAGUGUCGGCCCAUCGGCGGAGCCGUGCUGCUCAGCGUUCCUGUGCUCUGCGUGUUGCGCUCGUACGGCAUCGGGGUGGACACCAUUGGCGCUUUCACCGUCACUCACUUCUACAACAGCAAGGGCAAAGAGCGCGUCGAGCUGCCAUUCAAUGAAAAUAUCGAGCAAAACACAGGCAUCCCUGGCUGGCACUAUGGCGUUCUGCGCUCGUCGAUCUACAGAAAGAUGCUCGAUCAACUCCCCAAAGACGUCAUCUACACCGGCCACGAAUUUCAAUCCUUCACCGAGAAGGACGGUCAGGUGCAUGUCAACUUUGCCAAUGGCGAGUCGGUAAUCGCAGACAUUCUUGUGGGCGCUGAUGGCAUCCGCUCCGCCGUCUCGCGCCAGGUGUGGGGCGAUCCAAAACUUUUUCAUGUCGGCAUCCGCCUGUACCUGGCGUGGUGCGACCAGUUCGACGGCAUUCCGGCCAAUCAGGGCAUCAUCCAUCACUCGAGCAACGUCCAGGCCAGCUUCUUCCCCAUGAAGCACGAGGGCAAACCGGGUUUCGAGUGGUGGGUCGUAGAGCCUUCGUACGAGGGCAAACCCGUGCCAAAAGACGUCCAGGGUCACGUCACCAAGCUGCUCAGCGAGUUCGCCGAACCCAUGCCCAUGUUUGCUGAAAAGACCAACUUUUCCACCAACGUCUUCCGCUGGGAGGUGUACAACCGACCGUCGAUGAAAAAGUGGAGUAAAGGACGGGUCGUCUGCCUCGGAGACGCCGUCCAUCCCGUCUCUCCAUAUGCAGCCUAUGGCAUGGGUAUGGCCAUCGAAGACGGAUACUACUUAGCCAGGAGCCUCUCUCAAGUGGACAAUCUUACCGAUCAGCAGGCUGUCACGGCCGCUUUCGAGCGCUUCGAAGCCGAAAGGGUCGAGUAUGUCAACCACAACAUGGAAUUUGCACGGUACAUUGGCUACAUGUUCCACUCCACACCUUGGCCUUUGACCUGGAUCCGCGAUUUGAUCCUCGACUACACCCCUUUCCUCAGCGUCUUUCUUAAGCGCGGAUACCUCGAAAAUAGCGAGAAGGAGACCAUGAACCUCACCGAGCUUUUUGUAAGGUAG